Molecule: messenger RNA, 890 nt
Organism: Saccoglossus kowalevskii
Lineage: Eukaryota; Metazoa; Hemichordata; Enteropneusta; Harrimaniidae
Source: RefSeq, a predicted model, not a curated record
CAGACUUAUUAGAUAAUUAAUAAUGAUGUGAAGACUCUGGUUACGCUGGAUAUUAUGGCAUAUUUUAGUAUAUUUAUAUACGUCGCAUGCCUUGCUAUGCACUCUACUUUAUCACUACAAUGUUACCAGUGCAAUGAACUGACGUCGAACUGUUUAAUAGAAUAUGGGAAAACUGUCACCGCGUGUCGUCAAGAAAACCCCAAAUGUCAGAUUACUUAUAUAGAGGAGAGAGGUCAACUGAUCAUGUUUGCCAGGGAUUGUGCUGCCCCUGCUAUGUGCUAUGACAACUGUGAAAUUGACACUACCACUGGAAAUAACGUUUGCCAACAUUGCUGCGAUACGAAUCUUUGUAACCAUGGUAAUGCUCUGAACUCACGGACGAAGAAUACCAUUGCCAUGUGUCUAAUGUUAUGGCUUGUUAUAAUCUCCCUUAUAUGAAGUGCACAACGUAUUAAUAAAACACUGCCAGAAAAUGUAAGAAGGCGACGAGAUUACUAAAUUACUAAAUGUGGAAUUCCAAAUUAAUGAUGACGUCAGAUAAACUGAACCUACAUGCUGUGAAAAUGUGUACUUCAGUUAGCAUGUUAAUCAAAUAAUUCAUCACGUGAAUUUUUCAUGUCGAGGCUGACAGAGAUGAUUAUGUUUUGCUUCUAAUGUCCAUGAUGUCGGGAUAUCAUUGUAAAAGUGUUCUUAAAACGCCCUCAACGACCAAGGACACGCUUAGCUGAGCUAUUUUCGUCACCAGACAAGAGACGCCGGUAUUACGCCGUGCAUUAAUUCCGUAUUGAACAUAUAAUAAAAAAGAAUCGGUAAAUAAUAUAAAACGAUGAUGUAACUUUCAAGAUGUUUAUUUUUAAUAAGAUGGUAAUAAACAAAGUUUUAUAUAUAUA